UCGAAUAUUCGUACUAAUUUGUAUUAAAUUAACAUGCGUUGAAGGUUGGACUAUCUCUGAAUAGUUACAAAAGGAUAGAAAGCGUUGGUAACACGUUACCUUCGCUCUACUCUAAAAGAACAUCCGGCCUGCGAGAAAAUAGUAACAGGGGCUCGAAAUGGAAACGAGAUAGUCGAGUUUGGCUUGCAUUUCUAUUUACGACGUAGUUCGUUAACCCGUGCACAGCUUGAAUACGUGACGCUUAUAUCACGUCUAUGAACGACGUGCAUAAUAUACGUACACGUGCGACGAAUGACAAUUAAUUGAUCUCUGGAGAAAUGUCGCUCAAAGAAUAGAACGUAAACGAAUCGGAAAAUUUCGAUUCUUAUGAAAUAAUUUUUACAAAUAUUAUUUUGAAUCUUUACAAAAAACAUCAAGGUGACGUAGGCGAUGGCUUCACAGACGAUGAUAGAAAAACUAUAUAGAGUCGGGGAUAAAUCGGACAGUUCGCGCGCUACUUUUCAAUUGACUAAAUAUCGAUUUGACGACAAGUGUAGCCAUAUGUGCAUCCCGCGACGAAGCAAUAGGUAUCUCGGAUUACACAGCCGCAGUCGCAAUUGCAUUAACACGGUCUCGAGCCAAUGCCAUCGGCAGUCCACGCGUUGCAUCCGCCACACAACACAGUGCCGCCACAAAUCUCUCGCGCGAGUGUAAUUUCACUUAAAUUUAAUUAACUCAGAAAUUGAGAUUUCCGACCGUGUUGUCGUAAAUGCGCAAUUUAUAUCAAAGUCCGGUGAUUAAUAAAGGUCUUGCGUAAUAGUGCCGUGUCACAUAAGACCGGUUUCGCCAAAUUUCUAAUUAAAAAGUGUUUUAAUGCGACUUGCACACAUAGUAUAAUAGAUUAUAUUUAAAAUAUAAAUAACUAAUUUUUGUAAAAGAAUUUAAAGAAUUUAAAGAAUUCAUUAAAUGAUUAUAAUAACUAGGAUUGUUCGAGAUUGAUUUUUCAGUGUGAAAAUAAGUCAACUGAUGGUAUGGUCCGUAUCAAUCAAGAAGAAUCGAUGCAAAUCCGGUUAUUGCCAAUUAUAAAAUUACUACGGACGGUUUCUCUCGUUUGUUGUCACAGGCAAAGUAAAGAAUGUAAAUGAUUGAAGAUCUAACUAUCGAGGUCAUCGUAAAAAGUAUAAAGAUUACGUGUAAAAUAUGGAAGUAAAAUGUAUUGCGUAUUGAGAUAAAUUACGUAUUUAGAUUAAAUUAGUAUUUAAAUUGCUGGAACAACUUUUUCAAUGCUUGCUAAUUGACACCGUAAUUCUGUAGUACACGAUAUACAGUGAUGUUGGAUGACAACGAUUUAAACGAGCGCGACUUUUAAGCUCGACUCGAAUGUACGCGGACAGCUUAAUUCUCGAGUAAAGUUCCGUUUGAAAGGAUUUGAGAAAUGAUAGAGUCUUGAAAGCGGAUGAGACGAGGUUAAGCCCAUAAGAGGCCGAGGAAACAGGGAGGAGCACCGAAAGUAGAUACUUCGAGAUAUCGACCGGUCUGGACCGUUCUACGCGUCCGCGCUACUGUUACCAUUUUCUUGCACGCUCCUUGUUCGCAAUUGGAAAAAGACUGUACAAAACGUCAUUCUUUUCCCGUACAGGAAAUAAGAUUGCGAUCCGCUUUUUCUCGAUAAUUCCUUCCCUUUUUAAAGCAGCUGUCCGUUAACUUAUCUCCAAUCUCGCGCGCAUACAAAAUCUAUAGUCACGAAAACUAAAACGUAAGGAUAAAAAAAAUCGCGUAUGUAAUAAUAAUCUUUUCACGUUGCUUUUAAUUUCAAAUAGAUAUAAAUGUAGUAACAUACAUUUUCUGAACUUGCGGGGAAAUAAUUUCCUAGAGUUGUGCCGUUCUAUGGUGACUAUGGUAUCAAGAGUCCGCGUAAUGAAGCAAAUAGAUUGAGAUACUGAGCAAUACCCAGAGCGAGAAACUCGUCCAUUGUCAUUGAAACGUUCCGCCUGCCAACCCAAUUGUGGCGAACAAUAGCCGCGAUCUGCCCGAUCAAUCCAAUUAGGAACGGCUUAGUUAUACAACUCCUCAGCUAAUUAAUAUCAACGAAUUCGCGUGAAUUAAUUUAAUGUUAUCAAGUGAACUUGUGCGUAUCAGUUUCUAUCAAAAAUACAUUAUAAUUUGGUGACACAUGUAACUUUUUCGAGAUAUACAAUAAAACGUAAUAAAAAUAAAAUAUAAUAUUUAAUAGCUCGGUUGUUCAAUUAUAUUUUCGUUAAUGAUUCUCUUAUAAUAAACUAUCUGUUGUUAAUAAUAAUAAAAGUAAAAUUUUUAAUAGAUAGGUUAAAUAGAAUAUCGAGGACACACACAGUUAUAUUCGGUGAAAACAAUGAAAAUUCGAUGAGUCAAGACGUCAUCAUAGUUGAAAAGCGAAAACAGAAAUAGCACACUCGUGUGAAUCGACUUGCGCAAUCACGGGCGCAACAGUCGACGCUCGUUAUUAAUCGAAGUAGGACACGGUAUAGAUGACAUGUAAAACAUUUAGGAAGAAGCUUUUUUAACAAGCAAUUACUAAAUUAAUAAACAAUUAAAUAUAUAUAGUAUAAUAUUAAUAAUAAUGAAAUUUAAAACAGUGAUUGUGCAAGAUACAAAACUAGAAGUUUCUGCGUAAAGAAAGCAAAAAACAUCCGUUUAAAAAGAUAAUUUAAAGUAUAUUAUUUCUCGUCGCGUGCAAAUUUAUUUUGCAACAAUCAUCAUGGAAGUCGAAGUGAUACCAUUCAUCGACAGUAAUAUAAGCAGAAAAGAUAUACUGCCACGACGGAAUAGCAGAGUGCAAAUUAUUCAAAAAAAAGGAACAUCACUCUUCAUCAUCAUGAGCUUCAUCUAUGCGAAACUGCUCGUAGUCGUGUGCAUCACUUACGUGAUAAGCGAAGUGGUGACGCACAAACUACCGCUCUACUAUUACGAAGGAUUCUUCACAUAUCUUUAUGGCAUGAGUAUCCUGUUUCUGUUGUACGUCUUCUGCUUCCUCCUUCAAGAAAGCGCCUGUUGUGCAAGAGGAAGUGAUACACCGCCACCGCCACCAAGGCCACCUAAAACUGGCUGGACCUCUAAGGAAGCUAAGGACAAGAAUAAGAAGAAAGACAAGAAAGAUAAGGAUCAAAAACAGCCGAAGAGCAAAAAGGAAACACAGGAUGCAACUGAUGUUGAAGCUGGUGUAGCUACGCGAGUCUUGCGAAAACGAAAAACCACGCAAAACGACCAUAGUCAUGGAAGUUUCUUCCUAAGAAUUGGCGCAAUAGCUUUCGGACUGGGUACUAUGGUAUACAACGGUUUGGAAUUCGGCGCAUUCUUCGAAGUACCACCCACGUCACCUUGCUAUCAGAUAUUACAAGGCGUUAAUCCCGUAUUGCAAAUGAUCUUCACCUUUAUGCAAAUGUACUUUAUCUUCAUGAAUUCCCGGUUGAACAUUCAUCGCUUCAAAGUCAUCGCUCGUUUCGGUCUCAUGCACGUGGUCGCGACGAAUCUCUGCGUAUGGAUACGCACGCUGGUUCUGGAGAGUCUCAAGGAGAUCACUCAGUAUCAUAAAAAACUAGGCCAGGUUCAAGCGGGGAUUCUCGAGAGCAUUAAGCAGCACUCGAUGCGAAACGCCGGAGCAAUACUGGGUACCGAGCCACGUGACAUGGCGCAAUUACGAGAGGCUCCUCUCGUGGCCUCUACGAGGUCGACGACCAUCGCGCCGACUGUCACGACCGGCACGACCGUGGCCGCUCUGGGCCGCGUGAUGACGACAACGGCAAGAUCGAUCGCGGAUGCGUUUACAACGCCGACCAGCAUGUCCACGAACACUUGGACGAAUCCGUCAACGACGACACCGUCAACUACCACCUCGAUAUUGCCUAAUCUGACCACUAGCGCGGCAACGACCAUGUCGACUAUCCUGACCACGUUUACACCGUCAACUACUAGCACUUCCACCACUACCUCCACAACGACCACCGAGAGGAUCACCACUAUUCCAACUACAACGAGCACCACCAGUACCACCACUCCGUCCACUACCACAUUAUGGUCUCAGAUUAUGGAGUUCAUGAAUGUGCCGCAAGGCGAUAUGGAUAAUCAGGUACCGCAGAUCUUUGACGUGAGCAACUUGACAAACAAUAGCGAAUACUGGAGCCCGAAUUUAGGUAUCUACGCGGAGGCUUUGACAGAAGACGGAAUGGUGUCCAAUUCAUGUGGCCGCGUCAAUAUCAUGGGAAGCAUUGUUCAGGACGCAGCACCGUACUUGUUCCCAUUUAUAAUCGAAUACAGUUUGAUCGGAGCGGCGGUGAUCUAUGUCAUGUGGAAGCAUAUCGGUCGGCAUCCGCGUUGGCCUCAUCAAACCGAAGCGGAUCUUGAACGUCGUCUGGAGGCCAUGCUCUCUCGAAGAGCCGUCGCUCUUGCUCAUGCAGGUCACACCAGAGUCGAUUGCGUGGGAGCGAGCAAAGGUCUCUUCUUCGGACUGCUUCUUCUGGUUGGUUCCUUGAUAUGCCUGAUACUCUUCUUCGUACUGAUUCAUCAUCCGGAGCUGGGUUUGCUCGCGAUCUAUCUCGCCGACGUGUCUCACUGCGUACUAAUGGCGUUAUCCAUCAUUGCCAUAAUCAUCGGCUUCAUCCGCGUGCAGAGUCUCAAGUUCAAAGCCGAGGAGCAGAGCGAUCUUAACGAUAUCCUCCUGCGCGUCUCAGCCUUCGGUCUUUUCAUCUACGCCGUCUUCAGCGUGAUUGCCGGCUCCCUGGCGGCCUUUACGCACGAACCGAAUUUGCUGGUGAUGGUGACUGGAUUGCUUUCAGUCGCCCAGGUGGUCCUCCAGAUGCUGUUUAUCGCCGAUGUAUCGCGCAGGCGGGUUCACUUGCCGGAGCACGAUCGCAGCAAGCCCGGCAGGCAGGUUGUCACUUUCCUGCUGAUCUGCAAUGUAACUAUGUGGGUGAUCUACACCUUUGAGGCUCAGAAGGUCAUCGCCAACCCGGUGCAGCUCGAUUUCUACGGAUUCCUGGCUUGGGCUAUCGUGCAAAGGGUCACUCUGCCACUGUGCAUCUUCCACAGAUUCCAUAGUGCCGUGACGCUCGCCGAGAUCUGGAAGACCAGCUACAAAGCGCGUCUGGAGUAGACGAGCGGGGAAUCUCGUUAUGGUCAAUCGUCCGGAGUGGUCGUCAGUAGGAACAAAAGAGCGAGCGCAAGCUGGUCGGGAUGCUCGACGACCUCAAUCACAUACAUCGAUUUCGGAUCUCAAAGAAAGGCAAAAGCUUGAAAAGGGAGAGAAGAAGAUUGGUUGAGGAAGUCGGCGGUAAAACUGAGAAAUGAUGGAUCAGCCGGAAUAAUCAAACAUAUAGCGUGUUUAACAUGUCCGUUGCACGAAGAGACCUUCAGAUGAUAUCCUGGUCGUUGAUAAUUGUUGAAAAUUCCAUGAAUUCAAGUUGGAGAGAUUUAUCUCGUUGAAAAUAUCUAUAUCGACAAAGAUAGAAAGAAAUAGAGAGACAUCUGAAGAGACACUUCAGUGAUACGUUCAAAGUCGAUCUGAUAUCCUCAAAGAGGAGUUUUCGUGUAAAGUGGAGCCAGAUAUGAUCGUGUCGAACCGUAAACUGUUCCUUUAUCUCCUGUUUUGUGUACAAGUUGUAUUUCUUUUUUUUUUAUGUUAUCUUAGCAUCAGUAGAGACGACGAGGAGAGGACCUGGACGAUCGACGAUCGUGUCAAUGAUCUUGUUGAUCAGAUAGGCUUUUGCCGAUUUCGGCGCAAACGAAGCACAAAACAACAAAAAUAUUAGCGUUUCACGAAAUACGAUUGCAUUUCCCUUUCACCGCGUUUCUCACCUUACACAAUCUCUAUACUGCCACCAAAUUUUCUACUUUUAUAUGUAUUAUAUGUAUUGUAUGUAUUCCAGCAUAUGUAUCUUCGCUCUAUCGCGCAUCAAUACUAUAGACAAUUCAGUUCAUGCUCGCGAGAAUUUAGAUUGUUCCGAUAAUUGCCCGGCAAUUUUCUUAUUUCAUUCAUUAUAAAGAUAUAUCGGAUCGCUGUGAUAUAUGCGUUUGUGAAAAUUUGAGUCGGUUUUGACGAUGAAAAUCUCUUUCUAUUCGUGCGUUAACGCAAUGUUUAUAACUAAAUAUUUCAUAUUUUUAUAAAUCUUGAUAUUUAGCGGAUGAAAUUAGCUUUUAAGUUUACAGUAUUUAAUUAACAUUCUCUGGUAUUUAUCUUACAAGAUAUUAAUUAAUUCGGAAUUAUAAGAUCGUAUUAAAUCGAUUAGCUGACUAUCGAAAAGAACAAAUUCAUUUUUGUACUUUAUCAAAAUAAUUUCACACGAUCAUAAAAUUAGCGAACGGAAAACUUGACCUAUUCAAUACACUACGAAUCAUCCGCGUGGCGGUAGCAUCCUUCGUGGUCAAAGUCUAACUGAAGAAAUCUUGAGAGAUUUUACAUAGAAUAGGGUAAUUUCGCAGAGCUGUAUUUGCUUAACCGAAAGAAAUUACGCGACAUUUUAAUCUCACGAUAGAUCCCUUUAUUCUCUCGAGCCACUUCACCCGAAACGCGAGUGCUUCCUCGCGUUCACGAGCGCGCAAUUAACGAGAGAUCCGUCCCUUCAAAAGGGACACGCAUUUGAAAGAUCUUUAUCAUUGUUUCUCGUUGCGUGCUACAGAGUACAAAAUUGUUUCUGAAACUUUUCGAAUCCUUUCAUUGAUAUACUUUUUCAACAAUCGCGCUCUUCGAAUAAACGCGCCAACGACAUCGCUGUAUCUUCGUCGUGUCUUCAUCGCAAACAGUUGGCACGAAGAGGCACACACAUUCAAAAUAUAAUAUUGAACGGAGAAUCAAUGAAGAAAGAAAGACCGCGUAUUCGAAGCCAAGACGAGCGAUUGUAUAUAGCGGAUAUUUCGUUUUGGACUCGCCAAGUAUUCCGAAUGGCAUAUACUCGAGGAAUUUUCGAGGAGGAAAUUACGCGCUAUGAUGCAGAUUAUGUGACUAAGACGUAUGUAAGGUAAUGAAAGGGGAGUCAAGAAUGCGACUUCGCGGCAAAAAGGCUUAUUCACAGCGGAAAGCGAUUCGUACGUGUUUAUCCUUUCAACUAUAUUCUGGCACAUACGAUACGAUGUUCGCGAACGUCAAGGCUUUCCGUUGCGAAUGGCUUAAUUCUUUGAGGGGCGAUGGUGCAGCUUAUGUAUGUACUUCACGCGAAUAUGUAUAAGUCACAGUGUAAUGUAUUAGGUGCCACGACUCUUUUGUGCGUUUCUAUGUUGGUGCGAUGUGGUUUAAUUUGUGAACUACAGUGCCUAAGUUUCGCUCUAAUAGUAGCUUCUCUCUUUCGGAGGUCCUGCACAAAAUACGCUUUCUCGGCCCCUGAAAGAGUUAAGAAAGAGAAUUUGAGGGUAGGGAA
Molecule: messenger RNA, 7364 nt
Organism: Formica exsecta
Lineage: Eukaryota; Metazoa; Arthropoda; Insecta; Hymenoptera; Formicidae
Gene: OtopLa
Product: proton channel OtopLc
Exons: 9
Coding region: 2717-5107 (796 amino acids)
Biological process (GO): proton transmembrane transport
Cellular component (GO): membrane
Molecular function (GO): proton channel activity
Source: RefSeq, a predicted model, not a curated record